UCGUGUUUUAUCUCAUUGAAGAGAAAUCCCUAAAGUGUGUCCUGAUUUUGUCGCACUGAGUAAUAUUAGAAGAGGACAUCUUGGACCAGCACACAGACAUCAUGAUAUCCGGGGAUAAUAAUCUGAGCUCCUCUUAUUUCCUCCUGAUUGGAAUUCCUGGGAUGGAAAACAUCCAGUUCUGGUUUUCAUUGCCGGUCUUCUCCAUGUACCUGAUAACCUUGUUGGCCAAUAUUAGUGUCCUUCUUACCAUUAAAACAGAGGAGAGCCUCCACCAGCCCAUGUACCUCUUCCUUUCCAUGUUGUUGUUAUCAGACCUCGUCCAGUCCAAUACUGUCCUCCCUAAGAUGCUCCUGAUCUUCUUGUUCAACCUCCAAGAGAUCACCUUUGAAGGUUGCCUGGUUCAGAUGUUCUUCAUCCAUUCUUUCACCGUCAUGUGUUCUUCUGUCCUCUUGGCUAUGGCCUUUGAUCGCUAUGUGGCCAUAUGCCAACCUUUGAGAUAUACCACCAUCUUGACCAACCCAUUAAUUACAAAAAUUGGAGUCUUGGCGGUCAUAAGAGGAACUCUUCUGGUGUUACCCUAUCCUUUCCUGGUCAGGAGGUUGUUUUUUUGCAGCAGCCACAGGAUCGAGCAUACGUAUUGUGAACACAUUGCCGUGGCUAAACUGGCCUGUGCAGACAUCGGAGUUAAUGUUGUCUACGGGUUAGUAGCCAUUCUGCUUACAGCCGUAGAUUUAAUCGGUAUUACAGUUUCGUAUUCAAUGAUUGUAAUCUCUGUUUUCAACCUCCCAUCCCGAGAGGCCAGACACAAAGUCGGGAGUACGUGCGUCAGCCACAUUUGUGUCAUUCUAUUGGCUUACAUCCCGGCACUUUUCGCCUUUGUCACUCAAAGGUUUGGGGGGCACACCGCUUCUUCCUCUCAAAUUAUCUUGUCCAACCUAUACCUGAUAAUUCCCCCAAUGCUGAACCCAAUAAUAUACGGAGUAAAGACCAAAGAGAUCAAGAGAAAUGUUUUAAAAUUAUACUGUCCACAAAAGUCAAGAUUUCAGUAAUUUUGGACAGAUUUUGCUGGACGUAUUGAACCCGCACUGGAAA
Molecule: messenger RNA, 1092 nt
Organism: Rana temporaria (common frog)
Lineage: Eukaryota; Metazoa; Chordata; Amphibia; Anura; Ranidae
Product: putative olfactory receptor 52P1
Exons: 1
Coding region: 102-1049 (315 amino acids)
Biological process (GO): G protein-coupled receptor signaling pathway
Cellular component (GO): membrane
Molecular function (GO): G protein-coupled receptor activity; olfactory receptor activity
Source: RefSeq, a predicted model, not a curated record